Phaeodactylum tricornutum CCAP 1055/1 is the source of this 1682-nucleotide messenger RNA. RefSeq lists its product with no specific name. Bases 223 to 1569 code for a protein of 448 amino acids. Lineage: Eukaryota; Bacillariophyta; Bacillariophyceae; Surirellales; Neidiaceae. The transcript has a single exon. The record is from RefSeq and is a predicted model, not a curated record. Gene Ontology annotation, molecular function: glycosyltransferase activity.
UUUUGAUACAAUCGUGGCAACGGCCGCCCAGUCGCACGUAGUUCGCAGCUCCAUCAUAGUCACAACCUCGCACCGUUCGAUGUGAGAAAAACACAUAGCAACUUUCGUGCUUUUUGGAAUUUCCGAUCCUUGUCUCCAACUUACAAAGUGCAACGAGAUUACAUGCCAACCACAACCCAUUUGGCUUGCUGUUUCUCCCUUCUUUAGCAGGCAAAAGCAAACAUGUGCCGCUUGGAGGACAACAAUCCGGGCAAUCCACAGCUAUCGUAUUUACCCGUAUUGGACAGCAGCUCUUCCUCGAUGAAAACCAGCUUUUCACUCUCCAAACGCUUCAUGCGGCGGCCGAGUCGCUCUCCGUCUCCGGUCAAAUAUCGAAGAAUACAUCGCGAUGUGAUCUUGAUGAUUGCGGUACUGCUAUUAAUCUCAGUACGAUCUCUGUUUUGUUUUUUGUCUUUCAAGUCAGAGAAAGUCUCUAUCUUAGUCACAAGAACCGUAGAUUCAGAGUCCAGUACAGUGCUGCGGUCGAAUGGAAUGUGUGAAUCACACGAAGCGAAGUUUUCACAAACGCCCAACCCUGUGUAUACGGAAUUAACCCAAUUUUUGAGUGGACCUGUCGAGCCUUCGACGUCCGAAGCCAUAUGUGUCUUUACUGAUGAUAAAAUAUCCGCGCAUUUCCCCCAUGCUAUGCAACAACUCUACGCUUGCUGGUCUUAUUGGCAGCAUUACAAGGAUAAACGUCCCGUCUUGAAUGUGCGCCUUGACACUAACGAAUCUUUGCUGCAACGUGUGCAGCAUUUUGUUUACCGCCGACGCAGCAGGGACAAACCUUUUCUUUCUACUUUUUGGAGACUACUGGAAGACGUUUUCCAGGUAGAAAUUCGGCACAACUCCCCAGAGACAGUCGAAGGAGUUAGCGCCAGCGUUCCCGAUCGCUGGAGCAACGUCGCUGCGAGCGAGCGUAUGUCGGAUGGUUACGCGAUGCUUUCUGGCGCAGGCCAUGCUGCAGCCUUACGUGAUGGCCUUUUGGAGACCACAUCGUGUCCGUCGCAAGUCCGUAUCGGCUUGCUAAACCGCAAACAAAACCGGUCACUGCUGAACAUUGUUGAGCUUCAGGAUGCUAUCCAGCUCCGUUUUCCUGGAAGCUCAAUUGCUUUGGAUUACUUUGAAGGCAAAACAUUUGGGGAGCAAAUCCAAUUCUUCGGAUCGGUGGAUAUUUUGGUUUCACCCCACGGAGCCCAACUAACGGGCAUUCCAUUUAUGCCAACUUGUGGCCAGGUUUUGGAAAUAUUUCCGGAAGGAUAUCUCAUCCCAACUUUUUUUGGCUCGCUCGCCGAGGCGUCUGACCUUGGCCACGCAUACAUGUAUCUCGGCGAUUCCAAUCAAUCAUUGGAAGAAGUUCAAAGCCGUAUGAUGGAAGAUCGCAAGCAGCGGAGCCGCAUGCGACAGGCCAACCUGUGCCCAGUGUCGGAUCAGGUCGCGGAUUCAGUUGAGCAACUGAUGGAACAGUGGCAAAACUGCUGCCAUCAAUACGGCAUGGCACACAAAGGAAAUCUUGCAAUAUACCGCUAAAGAAAACUGUGAUAAAGUUCUGUCCACAAGAGUUAAAGGGGGUCCACUGGUCUUCCGUGGUGUACAAACAAAUUUAUAAUGUGUACUAUAAGAAAACUUCGUCAACUUCCGUG